AUGAUCCUGAAUAAGCUGGAACGGCUGGACGCCAAGAUUGAUCAGAUCACUGUCCCAUCGGCAAGCCAGCCACCUGCUCCCAUACCAGGUCGGGAACCGGAUUCGUCCCAGCAAUUAGCAGACCCCAAAGUGAAGCCCAUCUCUUUCAGUGCGCACCUGAUGAUCGAAUGGCCUGCAGUCCGGGAGCUGUUGCCUCAAUCAGUGGUUGUCCCAAAUGGAAAUUAUGCACUGCAACUGGAGGAAGAGCGUCCGAACCUUCCGAUUUCACAGCAACGUUCAUAUCCUGAGGGGUUUCUGGCCGAUCUUAGCGUCUCCACUGUCAGAGAGCUUUCGGAUGCCUACUUUGCCACCUUCAACUUGAUGACCCCCGUCCUCGACCGAAAGCUCUAUUUCCACCGAACACUCGGGGCCGCCAUCAAUGGAGGUUUUGGCUACGACGCGGAUAGCUGCGUGGUGUUGAUGACAAUGGCUCUUGGUUGCUGGGGUUCUCAGACUCUCUCGGAGAGUCACCGCACAAGCCCCCUGUAUCAUCCAUCUCCCCUGUCCGACCGCAGCCACCAUACACCUUCCGAGCAAAGCACGCGAGACUUGCCUGGCCUGGCCUUCUACAAUGAGGCAAGGAAGAGGAUCGGAUUUCUGGAGUGCGAGCACAGCAUGCAAAUCUGCCAGUUCUACCUGCUUGCCGCAACGUAUCUUGGACAGCUUCUUCGACCUGUUGAUUGCUGGUCAAUGACGAUGCGUGCUGGAACUUGCUGCCUCAAAUUCUGGGAAACAUCAAACGAAGGAGAUGAAUGGACAAAAGAUAUGUUUUCUCGGUUGUUCUGGAUCACCGUGAUGUUUGAGACGGUCUUCACUCAGGAGCUUACGGAUCUGCCUGCUUCCAAGAUCCGUGAUAUGGAGGACCGAGUUCCACUGCCGAAGUUUGUGCAGUUCAAGCAUUCCUUCACCACGACAGAUGCAGACGAUGACGAGUCCUUCUAUCACUACCAUUUCCUUUCGCAAAUCGCCCACCGCAUCUUCUUGACCCGAGUGUACAGCAGCAGCUACUACUGCACACCAACGGGCGACUAUCCCAACAUGAGUCUCACGAGAGAACUGUACCACCAGUUAGACCAGUGGCGCUCUCAACUCCCACCAGCACUCCGAUUUGACGAUGACAGCCCAGACCCAGAUCCAGAAGUGCUCACGAAUGUUCUGGUGGUAUCGUGGCUACGAGCUCGUUAUUCUGUGGCACGAUACCACCUUGGCCGCCCUUUUCUUUACAAGGCCCUCCAUCAUCCAUACGCCUUGACUGAGCACGAUCGUCAUCGGUGUAAGCAAACUCUGGAGAGUAUUCUCCGAUGGGCCGCGAUUAUGAGGAAUAUCAGCAACGUGAAGAGCUGCAUCCCGCUUGCGUUCUUGAUGUGUGGCCAGUAA
Molecule: messenger RNA, 1416 nt
Organism: Cyphellophora europaea CBS 101466
Lineage: Eukaryota; Fungi; Ascomycota; Eurotiomycetes; Chaetothyriales; Cyphellophoraceae
Exons: 3
Coding region: 1-1416 (471 amino acids)
Biological process (GO): DNA-templated transcription
Molecular function (GO): zinc ion binding; DNA binding
Source: RefSeq, a predicted model, not a curated record